Fusarium musae is the source of this 1107-nucleotide messenger RNA. RefSeq lists its product as uncharacterized. Lineage: Eukaryota; Fungi; Ascomycota; Sordariomycetes; Hypocreales; Nectriaceae. The record is from RefSeq and is a predicted model, not a curated record. Bases 1 to 1107 code for a protein of 368 amino acids. The transcript has 2 exons.
AUGGCCGCAGAUCCGGCAGUGAACGAGAUGGCAAGCAACAUGGGAGAUAUGGAUACCGGCAGCCAACACCAACGAAUGGCUUUAUCUAUGCUACCGUCUGUCAACUUUCUGAAGGAAGAUGGUCGAAGCGGCUGGACUGAGACUCUAUUGUCCGAGGUUUCUGAUGCCGACCAGCGUCCGCUUCGUUUCUAUCUCAGCAACCGCCCUCUGGGGUUUGGUAUCAUCACAAAUGGACCAAACACCGACAACACCUCCAUUUUCCCCAUGGCAGUCCUUGCGAUGGAUGCAACCGUGGGUACCGUCAUGGCAAGCGCUCCGACUCCUACCGCCGUGAACAAGUUCGCUUCUGACCUCCAUACUGCCUCUCGCAGCGCCGUAAGCAAGUACAACAUCGGGAGGAGCCAGGAAAGCAGUCGCCGAGCUGCUCUGAUCAUCUGUGGCUUUCAACUUCAGGUCGAAUGCGACGCCUUCAAGUGUUUACUUCAAUUCCCUCACCUCGGCAAUGAAGCGGCUGGUGAUGAUGAAUGGGGCGUCAAGUUGGAUUGGAAGCUCCAUCUCUCGGCCACAUUUUGGCUUCUUACCUGCCUUGGCUCCCAAUCCUUGCCACCCCUGCAUAAAGAGGACGCCAGAAUUCUCCACGAGUUCCAGUACCUACUUGAAAAUUCAUACAUCUUCACUCGUCUUCUCGAAAGGGUUUCUGGCAAUAUUUCGUGGGAAGAAUACGUGACCGGCGAAACUGUUUCAGACACUGAAAUCAUGAAGCUGAUGGAGAUGCUUAUCGAGGUCGCCGACAUUGUCUGUACGACCCCAUCCUUAGCCCACACCGAGGACCAUCUCAAGAAGUGGAAGAUCGAGCGGGCUCGGGGGAUCGCCAUUGACGAAGCUGGCGGUAUGAGCCGUGGCGAUUUGUAUUCCAUCUGGGGUAACACACUCUUGCCCUGCUUUCUCGCCGGAGAUGAAGAGUUCAUCCCUCUAGAGGUGAAGAGCUACCAUGACCGAGAUGCCGACGGAAACAUGCGGAACAGAUUUGGGGAUGAUGCUCGGAAGUCGGCGUUGGAGUUUCUGGUUGCGACUGGCUGGCCUGUCUAUCACGUUCGUGGUCAGUGA